Messenger RNA from Fusarium sp. VM40, 1521 nucleotides. Lineage: Eukaryota; Fungi; Ascomycota; Sordariomycetes; Hypocreales; Nectriaceae. The record is from the annotation of a GenBank genome assembly.
AUGAAGUUUGGUCACGAUUUUAAGGAAACCCUACGAGCUCAAGAUUUUCCUGCUCAUUGGGUAGAUCAUGCUAUUCCUUAUAGUCAGCUCAAGAAAUGUCUCAAGAAAGUAGCGCGUGAGUUGCAUGAGCUUGGGCUUGAUCCCGAGACGUUGCGCGAACUUCUUAAUCCCGACGCAACGUCACCCGUGGCCCUGAAGUAUAAACUCAACGAUGGUACUGACUCCCACCUCCGUCCAAAACUCACUGUUCAGGUUCACCUGCAAGAUGGUGUACCCGUUGAUGCUUCGCUUGCACCCAACACGCGCGACUUUCUUAAUAAGAUUGCCAUUAACCUGCCACAAAACGAGUGGGCAAAUACCACCAAAUCGCCGAAACCGAACUUUGCAGACAAGGCUACAACCGCCGACCCCAUUAUCGAGACCUCCAAUGAGACAACCACUGUUACACCAUCUACCGAAGCCCUCGAUGCGCUCGCCGACGAAGCCGACAGCAAGCUUUCUAUCGUCCUCGACGAAUACAAGACAUCCCAAGUUACCGCGACGUCGACAACCGACUCUGAGAACAUUCAGGCACUCCUUGAAGCCUCAGCGACUUCGCCAUUAACUAAUGCGAUUGCCGGCACGUACGAGGUCAUCGAGGUUCCACUCGUAUUCGAUGCAGAAUUCUUCGAGAUGCUCCAGAGCGAUGUGAAUCACCUCGACGCGCUGCAAACAGAAGAGGAGAAAGCAAUGACCUCGGAAAUCGUUGCGCUUGGGAAGGAGGUUGAACAAGUGGUGAAGCCGAAGCGGUUCUCCAAAACUGACCUAGCACGAUGGCGACAAAUAUUCGAACUUUACUUGGACGCUGAAGUGUUCUUCGCUACCCACGAACAAGAUCACGGAGAGCGCACGAGUCAAGUGGCUCUCAGGCAGUUAAAGUGGUUCCAGGAUCAAGUGGCUAAGCAGAAUCUCGUUCAGGAUUUCAAGCUUCCCGAGAGCAAGACGGCAUUUGCUCGCUUCCUGAAUUUAAACGCGUCCCUUCUCAAGAACAUGCAGUUCCAGGAGCUUAACAGGACAGCUGUUGCCAAGAUCCUCAAGAAAUUUGAUAAGCGGACAGCGUUGGGUGUCGCAAGAAAGUUUCCCACAGUUGUCCACUCGGACAAGCUCUUGGCUGGGACUAUCGCCAGGGAUGUUUGCGCACAAAUGUCGCAAGAGCUCGUUUCCAAGGUCCCUCAGCUGAACGACUAUCUUUGUCCAGUCUGCUUCUCGGUAGCGUACAUGCCAGUCCGUCUGGACUGUCAGCACGUGUUCUGUAUUCGCUGUGUCAUCAAGAUCCAACGCCGCAAAGAGAAGCACUGCCCACUGUGCAGAGCUGACGUUGUUCUGAAAGCAUCUGCCAUGAAUCUCGACUACGAGCUUCAAAAGUAUAUGAAGAAAUACUUCGCCAAGGAAGUCAAAGAAAAGGAGCGUGCCAACGAGAUUGAGCGUGGCGUUGAGGAUUACGGACCUGGCUAUGUGCACCAGGAAUGCUGCAUAAUGUGA